Molecule: messenger RNA, 931 nt
Organism: Mollisia scopiformis
Lineage: Eukaryota; Fungi; Ascomycota; Leotiomycetes; Helotiales; Mollisiaceae
Product: RBP11-like subunits of RNA polymerase
Exons: 4
Coding region: 342-749 (135 amino acids)
Biological process (GO): transcription by RNA polymerase II
Cellular component (GO): RNA polymerase II, core complex
Molecular function (GO): protein dimerization activity; DNA binding
Source: RefSeq, a predicted model, not a curated record
UGUUCACUUCCUCCAGCUAUUCUGCUCCACCACAUCGCCGACCUCCACGCUUGAGUGUCGUUUGCUUUGCAGAGUCAGUUUGGAUAAAGUUUUGGAAAGUGGGAAAUCAUGAACGCGCCCGAUAGGUAUGACACUGUCUUGUCGCUCCAUCCCCGCUCUUUGUCGUGGCUCGCAACCUCGAAUCAGCCGAUCAUGGAGUCGAAUUGUAUUUCCUUCUCGGUGCAUCUGGCACUAGCCGACCGAAUACUUCGGCUACACAGUAUUUAAGCUCUUGCUGGGAGCCUUUCUGCGACAAUCAACGCAAAUUCAUUAUCAAGAUCUGCAAGAACACUCUCAACAAGAUGACUAUCACUGGAAAGCACAAAGUUGACGUCGCGCCCGAUAGAUUCGAGCUCUUCCUUCUCGGGGACGGAGAGAGGAAGGUCACAGAAGAAUCAGACACUCGUACCUCCAACAGUUCGAUCUUCACCUUCAAUAAGGAGGACCACACUCUCGCCAACAUGGUUCGCGCUGCUCUCCUGAAGGACCCUCAUGUUAUCUUCGCCGGAUACAAGAUUCCCCACCCUCUCUUCGCCAAGUUCGAGCUUCGUAUCCAAACAAACGGCGAGAUCACCCCUAAGGAGGCUCUGGUCAACUGCUGCAAGUCUCUGGUCGGAGACCUCGAAGUUCUCAGCCGAGAGUUCACCAAGGAGUACGAGCUGCGCAAGAUGGUCAGUGGUGAUGGAGCUGCGGAGAAUGGCGGUCGAUAAAUCAUGGGAAUAUUGGUCAUGGCGGCGUCCAUGGGUGGAGUCUGGGAAGGUUGUGCAUUUGCAUGGCGUCUUUGGGCCAGGGAGGAAAAUUUGUUGACUUUACCCCGCGGUAGAGCACACGCGUUGAUCAUUUUACACGAACCAUAAAUGCAUUCAUUGCACUAAGUCUCUUUCUUUUGGAG